This is a messenger RNA of Poecilia reticulata (guppy), 4465 nucleotides long. Its product is annotated as serine/threonine-protein kinase pim-1-like. Gene Ontology annotation, biological process: protein autophosphorylation; regulation of mitotic cell cycle; negative regulation of apoptotic process. Gene Ontology annotation, molecular function: protein serine/threonine kinase activity; ATP binding. NCBI's taxonomy places the organism in Eukaryota, Metazoa, Chordata, Actinopteri, Cyprinodontiformes, Poeciliidae. Gene Ontology annotation, cellular component: cytoplasm. The record is from RefSeq and is a predicted model, not a curated record.
CAGAGAUUUCUGACAGAGAGAGACAAAACUAUAAAAGCUGAAGCUGCCAUUGCUUGUAGGCGAAAGGAUCCACACUAAAAUCUAGAAAAAACAAAACAAAAAAAAAAAACAAAAAAAAAAAUGGGACGUAAAAGGAAGAGUAAAACACCAGCUCACAGGAAACAAGAGGGCAACAGCAGCAUGACGCCACCAAGCAGAGAGUCUGCUGAGUACACCAGACCAAGGAAAAGGAAAAAAGCUGCAGAUGAGACCCCCAGAAGACGGAUCAUGGUCUCUCAGUUGGCUGGAGCCUCCAAAAGCUGCCAGGACCCGAUCAGAACCAUGAGGAGACUGAGGAAUAAGACCACAAAGGAGGCAGAGGAAUCUUCACCACCGGCCAAGAAGAGGAAGAAGGGACUCCUGCAACGGGUCCUAACCAAAGAUCCUCCAUCCUCGUUGGACAUCAGCUCAGAGUCAAGCAGCUUCAGUUCAGUAUUUUGCAGCACAGGAGUAGAAGAUUUAAGGAAGAGGAAACUGAGGAGGCAGAAGACAGAAAUAAUGGAGAUGGACGAAGAAAGAGUCGAUUCCCAAAGAGAUCAGAGUGACUUCCUCGAAAAAUAUAUUGAGCUGGAUCAACUGGGAGAAGGAGGCUUUGGAUUUGUGUUUUCUGGAUAUCGGGUAGAGGAUAAAUUACCUGUGGCUAUCAAGCGCAUCCCAAAAGAAAAUGUGGUCAUCAAACAUAAGGAUGAGAACGGCAGGGAGUUGGCCAUGGAGGUGGCUGUCAUGCUAGAAAUGAGGAACCUAAGCAGUGCACUGUGGCAGUCAGCCUUCGUGACCCUGCUGGACUGGUACGAUCUGGAGGAACACCUGAUCAUUGUGAUGGAAAGGCCCAUGCCGUCUGACAACCUGUCAGACUACCUUAUGGAACACAACGGUUGCCUUAAGGACAAGAAGGCUAAGAUCAUACUGAAACAGCUGGUGGAAGCAGCGCUCUACCUUCAGAAUGCAAACAUCUUCCAUAGGGACAUUAAGGUGGAAAAUAUCCUGAUUAAGACCACUGCAGAAGGCUUACAAGUCUAUCUGAUAGACUUCGGUUUAAGCUGCUUUGAUGACAGACGAGAACAUGAACUUUUCUGUGGUACUCCUGAUCACUUCCCACUGGACUGGUACGUUAACACUAACUACAGGGCUGGACCUACAACUGUGUGGCAGCUGGGCGUGGUCCUGUAUGAAAUAGUCCACAGGCAUCAGUUCCAGACUUCAAACUUCCUUUCAAAAAAGCUGAAGAUCAGCAAAAGGCUCUCCAAGAACUGCCAGGAUGUUCUGACAAAGUGUCUGAGGGUUGACCCUGAGGAGCGUCCCACACUGGAACAGCUGCGGGGCCACCCGUGGUUUUCGUAGACUGCACACACACACACACUUAUGUACACGCACACACACCCACACACACACACACACACACAUAUGUACACCCACUCACUGCACUUAUACAUUUUUACUUUUUCUAGCAUUCUUGGCAACUUUAGUCUUUUCUCUGGGUGCUCUGGUUUCCUUCGGUUUUCUCUUCCAUUGAUAUCAAUCAGUUUGUUUCUGAGUUUUCCUGUUUCCUUCAAAUUUCUCCUCUAUUCUUGAAAUCAUGUUUUCUUUUUUUUUUAGCAUCAUUGACAUUUAGAAGCUUAUUUUAAUAUUUAUUGACUUUUCCAGGUUUUCCUGUUUCCUUCUUUACUUUCCUUUCAUCCAUAAAUCAUUGUUUUUAUUUUAAUAGGUUAUUUUUGUUUUUUCUCCGGGUGCUCCGGUUUGAUUAUCUAAUCCAAACCUCCAAUCAGAACAAUAUUAAUAAGGUUAAUUAGAGAUUCGUGGCUUUUCUCUGAAGGGUUUGUUUUUGUCCUUUUGCUGAAAUCUCAAAUUCACUUUAUAGGUUUGAGAUUUUGGGGUUCUUUGAUUUCCUUUAGUUUGCUAGACAAGGAAUUAUCUAUUUUUAGAAAAAAAUAUAUAUUUUUAUUGUGAUUUUUGUUUACUUUCCCGGUUCAAAAACAUCCAUGUUGAGCUACUUGAAGAAUAUACGUCAUGCUUAGCUGUGACUCGGUUCCCAUAGGCGGCUUGAUUGUCAAAAUAUUUCCCACAUUUUUCAGCCAUUGCCCCUUUCUGUGAUCUUCAACAGGAUUCAGCUGGGAUGGAAAAUGGACGAAUGUUAAGCCUCUCAUUCCUGCUGUAAUUUCGUGGUGUCUUCUCUUUGUUGUGUUGUUUUCCGUAGUAAUCUUCGUCUUUUGUGGGCUGAGUUAUUGUGGUUAAGUGAUAAUUGUCAUUUGGUGACACUGGUGUGGGUUUGAUGGCUUUGGUUUGGAUUGGUUUUCAUUUAAUUUCAGCUCAUUUUGUCUGUGUUGCUGUUGCUGGUUGCUGUUCUGUGGGCCAGGUUGCGUUGCUCGUGGGGGUGUUGUGUAGGUCUCAAAGUUGCGUUCACCAUUUGUUUGUGGGAUUUCUUUUUUUUUUCUGCCUAUACCUCUAUUUAUUACCUCCUCAAAUAUUAAUAUAUUUUUGUUUAAUAGAAAUAUGUAAAUGUCAAAGUAAAUCCCUGUCUGAAAAAAUGUUUUCUAUAAAUAUAUUUGAAACUGAGAUUUUACCCGGUCUGCUGCGCAGACACACACAUUCACACAUAUUUUUCUAAUACAGUAUUUGUGAACUUAUGUAGGUAGGUUUUAAUGGUUGGAUAUAUAUUUAUGUGUAUAUUUAUGGAAAAAGAUGUUUUCUCCUUUCUUUUUGCUUGUCAUAUUUGUUGUCACCAUUGUUGACCUCUCAAUGUUUUUUGUUUUUUUCAGACUCCAGAUCUUUCUACCCAGUGUUCCUGUGUUUGUCUCUCUUUUCUGUCCUCUCCAACCCCAGCCAGUCGAGGCAGACGGCUGCCCGUCCUGAGCCUGGUUCUGCCAGAGUUUUGUCCUGGUGAAAAGGGCUUUUCUCUCCACUGUCGCCCCGUGCUUGCUCAGGACGGGGGAUUGCAUUAAAGUGAAGCUUUGAUGCAAUCUGCUGGUUUCCUCCCCUCCGUAGAAUCGCCACCUUAACGUGGUGGAGGGGUUUGAGUUACCCCCAUGAUCCUGAGCUCUGAGUUGCCUGGGACUUUGAUCUGUGGCGUGGUCACUUGUGGCAAUAUACCUUCAGUAUAGGGGGGGGGGUCACACCAAGAGCGAUUCAAAUACUUGGAUGGAGUAAAGCUGUAGAGAUGAUGAACAUCUACUGGAGUCAACCUUGCAGCAUCAAGGCUGAGCUUUGAAGAAAUAGGUGGAGUUUUGUGUAAGCAGGCGUUAAGCCACAGCUGAAUGUUGCCACCGAACAUUCAAGAAUUUCUCCAACAUGAAAAAGUAAAAUCGACAUUCCAGGUAUGUUUUUGAUGAGGGAAUAACAUUACAAAAUUAUUUGUACCCCUGGCAGGUGAUCGCCAUUGCAAGUCACAACCAAUAUUCACACAAGCACACAAACUGGAUUCCUAAUAAAUUGUCUCAAUCUUAAUGGGGAAGUAUUAUGUGUUUUCCAGCCACAUAAUGCCAUUUUUUAUCUCGGAAGAUUGGAAACUGCAGCUCAGAGGAGGCGAUGCUGGGUCCACCAAGGUGUUUCCUGCAACUGAAUGGUUACCAUGGAGGUUAAAGGAUUUCUCAAGCAUGCAUGAAAGACUCAAAGCAACACUACAUAAUGUCUCUUUCCAGCUUCCCAUUGCUUCCUGAAGUCUGGUGACAGAUACCAUGGACUAACUUCCCCACUUCUGGGUUUAAACGGAGCAACGCCUCGGUUUAUUUGCUUCUAAUGUGUGCACAGUGCAGCAGACUUGCCACUGUUCAUGGUCACUCCUGCAGCAAUUUAAGUGAGAUUGUGCGUUAUGAUUACACUGUAAUCACAGAGGAAGAGAAUUCAUUACGGCCUCUGGAGUGAGCAAUGGUUACUUCAGAAUCCAAUUAACUAAAGCAAACACACUGCAUCAGUUAGCAGGCGCACGCUGCCUGCGCUCGCCCCACACUGGGACGAAUAACACGCGCUCCACAUGGAGGGGGCUGAAAGAAGAAGUGUAUGAUGAGCACUUCAGAGCCAAUCACAUGACUAACUUUGCUUUGAUGUUUUUGCUUCUUGUGAGCAAAGCCUCCAUGCAGAGAGAAAGAGAGAGAGAUGGAGGAGGGGGGAUAAGGAUGAGUUUAUUUGGCAAUCAUUCCCAUAAACAGAAACUGUUUAUGGCUCUUCUGAGAGGAUUCUCACGUGGCUGUGGCUCUCUGCAAAUGCAUCUGAAAUACCAUUUGCUUUGAGAAGUGGCUGCGCAGCUGGCAUGAAGACGGCAUUUGUAAAGGUUAUGAUGCAGAGUUUUAAUAAGUGGCUCUGGAAUUGACUGUACAAACGGCAGCAAUCGGUUCCCUGACGUUCCCUUUAGUUUCAGAGUUCUUAGGUCAGAGAUAAGCCAUUUAAUAAUAAAGUAAACAAAAAGAGCUCAAUAUGAAAUGUGGAGCCUUUA